Lepisosteus oculatus (spotted gar) is the source of this 4245-nucleotide messenger RNA. RefSeq names its product RNA binding motif protein 15 (gene rbm15). Gene Ontology annotation, cellular component: nucleus. Lineage: Eukaryota; Metazoa; Chordata; Actinopteri; Semionotiformes; Lepisosteidae. The record is from RefSeq and is a predicted model, not a curated record. Gene Ontology annotation, biological process: regulation of alternative mRNA splicing, via spliceosome. Gene Ontology annotation, molecular function: mRNA binding.
CCAAAAUGGCGUAUGCGGGCUUUUUGCUGAAGGGACAGUGAGGGGUGGAAAAUAACUUGAAUAUUUGGCAAUAAUAUAAUAAGAAAAGUAACUGAGAGUGGCUGCCCGUGAUAACGUGUUUAGUGAUUUGCUUUUUUCGAGUGAGUAAAAGCCGGCCUGAGGGAACAAUAGUUAAAAGAUGAAGGGCAAGGAGAGAUCACCGGUGAAGAAGCGCUCUCGGGCCUUGGACGACAUCCGAGACAGAGGAGGAAGCCACCCCACCAGCAAGAAAAUGGGGACCCUCUCAGCGGCCGGAGGCAGCAACAAUGGCAACAGUUCCGUCAAAAGCGAAGGGGGCUCUGCUAGGAGGAGUCUGCUGGCCGAGAAAAGAGAAAGUCGGGACUUCGACGGACACGUUUCCAGCCGGGCCGGGGGCAAUCACAGCUAUGCCAACGCCGCCGCUAGCUCCAGCAGCAAAAACCACAACAACCUGACUCUCGACCCGGCCGCCACCAGGACCAAUUCCCGCGGGGAGCAGCGGCCUCCGCUCACCAGUACCGAAAGUGAGUACAAGACUCUAAAAAUAAGCGAACUGGGUUCGCAGCUGAGCGACGAGGAAAUAGAGGACGGGCUGUUUCACGAGUUUAAAAAAUUCGGGGACGUGAGCGUUAAAAUCAGUCGGAUUAACGACGAAAGGGUGGCGUUUGUCAACUUCAGGCGGCCCGAGGAUGCCAGGGCAGCCAAGCACGCCCGGGGAAGGCUGGUCCUCUACGACCGCCCUUUGAAGAUCGAAGCUGUGUACAUUAACCGGAGAAGAAGUCGCUCUCCCAUUGAAAAGGAGGCUUAUGCAGCAGUGGCAGGGCACAGACAUUUGCAUGCCCAGAGACCUCUGUCCCCCACUGGGCUUUGCUACAGAGACUACAGGCUGCAGCAGCUAGCCCUGGGUCGCCUACCCCCUCCCCCGCCCCCACCUUUACCCAGAGAUCUGGAAAGGGAAAGAGAGUAUGCCUUCUAUGAAGCACGGGCACGCCCAGCUUACAACAUCGCAGAACGUGCCGCCGCUUUCCGUGAGGAAGAGCUGAUUUCGCCAGAAGAUGACCAAAGAGCCAACAGGACUUUGUUCUUGGGGAACCUGGAUAUUGGCGUCACAGAGAGCGAUCUGCGCAGGGCGUUUGACAGGUUCGGGGUGAUCACCGAGGUGGACAUUAAACGGCCCUCCCGUGGCCAGACCAGCACGUACGGUUUUCUCAAGUUUGAGAACCUGGACAUGGCUCACCGGGCAAAACUGAGUAUGUCGGGUAAAGUGAUCUGCCGAAACCCCAUUAAAAUUGGCUACGGUAAGGCCACUCCCACCACGCGCUUGUGGGUGGGCGGACUCGGACCCUGGGUUCCUUUGGCUGCCCUGGCCAGGGAGUUUGAUCGUUUUGGUACCAUUCGGACUAUUGACUACAGAAAGGGGGACUCGUGGGCCUACAUCCAGUACGAGAGCUUGGACGCAGCACAGGCAGCUUGCACCCACAUGCGCGGUUUCCCGCUGGGGGGACCGGAACGGAGGCUGAGGGUGGAUUUUGCCGACACGGAGCACCGCUACCAGCAGCAGUACCUACAGCCCUUGCCCCUGCCUCACUACGACAUUGUGGCGGAGUCGUUUGUGCACCGCGCUGCCCCGGAGUCGCUGCGGGUUAGGGAGAGGACUCCUCCGCCCUUGCACUUCAGAGAAAGAGAACUCUACCCGGCCACCGAUUGGGCUGCUCCUCCAGUCCGGGACAGAGUGAGGGCGGCUUUCGAUCCCCUGGACCAUCUGGACCGGGAGCGCAGGCCGAGGGAGGCCUGGUCCCUGGAGCGAGAGAGAGAGCUGCAGAACCGUGACCAAACGCGCAAGCGGCGGCUGCUGGAGGACAGCCGCCACCUGGACCGCUCUCCUGACAGCAGCGAGCGCGCCCGAAGGCGUCACUGUCCCUCCCUUGAGCGCAGCCCAGGGGGGAGCAGUGGCAGAGACGGGGGGCGAUACAGCGAUUCGGAGCGGCCCCUGCGCUCCGAGAGGCCCUCCCCAGCACGGGACAGGCAUGCCAGCCUGGAGAGGGCUGCUGGGGAGAAGCGGGGAGGAGAGAGGUUAAAAACUGUCAGUGCGGGGGAAGCGGCUGCAGGCGGAGUCGGGGGUGGGGCAGGAUCUGGUGUGGAAAAAGAGCGCAAACGCAAGAUCAGCGAGACCAGCAAGAGCCCAGCCAAGAAGGAGGAGCGCUUCGAGAUGAGCUCUUCCAAGGGCAGCCAGGGGCUGAAGCAGGAGGCAGGCCAGAAGCUGUGCCUGGCCUGGCAGGGUAUGUUGUUGCUGAAAAACAGCAACUUCCCCUCUAACAUGCAUCUCUUGGAAGGUGACCUCAACGUGGCAACCAGCCUGUUGAUCGACGGCUCUACAGGUGGCAAAGUGGCCCAGCUGAAAAUCACCCAGCGUCUGCGUCUGGACCAACCGAAGCUUGAUGAGGUUACCCGACGUAUCAAGGUGGCAGGCCCCAGCGGCUACUCUGUCCUCCUGGCGGUACCAGGGAACUCCGAGGGCGGGUCGUCUUCAUCUGAGCCAGCAUCGUCCACCCAGAGGCCGCUGAGGAACCUGGUCUCUUACUUAAAGCAAAAACAGGCCGCAGGAGUUAUCAGUCUCCCCGUAGGUGGCAGCAGAGACAAGGACAACGCUGGAGUCCUUCAUGCUUUCCCUCCCUGUGAUUUCUCUCAACAGUUCUUGGAUUCCUCUGCUAAAGCUCUUGCCAAAACAGAAGAGGACUACCUGGUGAUGAUCAUUGUUCGUGGGGCAUCAUAAAAAAGAGAAAAAAAAAUCUUGUAAUCUAUCCACAGCACUGCAUGCGCUCUGUUCUGCAUUAUGGGAUACAGCAAUCUCUAAAUCUGGGGGCUGCGGGCCCUCAGAUGUUUUGCCAAAAAGAAAAACACCUUCCUUUUAGAAAAAAAAAUAUUGAUCCACAGGUUUUGGGGGUCCAAAUAGCUAAAAACAAAAAGCUCUGAAAACUUCAAAUUCAUUGUCAUGCAUGGAAAAUUGUUGUUGUGUGUCUGUUUAUGCUGUACCCAAUCAGAUGUUAGUCUUUCGGGUUCACUGGAUUAAGGAAGGUAAUGGCAAUGUGACACAGUGCUCAGAAAAAAUUAACAGCAAAUCCUUACAAAAUUAAAAUCCUCUGCAAGUCACCUUGAUUUUGUUUUAGGACAUUGCUUUGUUUCAUGUUUUAUCAUUAUAACUUUCUAGAAGAUAAAACAUUUGGACCUUUUAUCAUCUCAAGGAUAAAAUAUAUCAUUAGACUUCAGUACUUAAGGCUUUGUCAAACAUGAUAAAUUAAAGUUUACAGCCCUUCUAAAAUAAGUAUAACACUUAACAGCUGUAAUUAAAACACCAGUAGUGUUUAACUGUUAGCUAAUGAUAGCAACGUUUAUUUGCUUGAUUUGCAGCUGUCCAAAUAUAACGGGUCUCUAUUUUCUUUGUGUUUUAACAUUCUCUAAAAUAUCAGAAUUACUACAGCAUUUAAAAAAAACAUUGCAAUUUAAGAUCUUAAGUACCUUGCACAUUGCUCAGUGAAGUGCUUACCUACCACUCUGGGAGACCCCUUGUAGAGUUCAGCAUUUCCUUGUACACUUAAUAAAUUGUUGACUUUUAUUUGCAUAAUUAACCAUGGUUUACUCCAACAGUCAAAGCAUUCAUAGAAUGUGGAUAUGUGAUGACCUACAAGAGCAAAUACAUUUGUAUCCAGUGCACAAUUUCUUAAAGGGGAGCUUUUGUUCAUACUAGUGCUGAAUGUUUUUUUCCAAUGGCAUAUUUCAAUAUGUGUGAUCUAAAGGUUGAUUCUGCUCUCAACAGUAGUGCUGUUGUACAUCCUUUGGUUUUUUUUUCUAAAAGGGUUGCCUCAGCAUGGUCAGCUGCUGGUGAUUGGUUAUCCCAUAAUGCAUAAAGAUCUACUGAAAUGACAGUGUUUCAGUUAACUCUCAAGUAGAAAAAACUACAAAGCAAGCCAGUUACAAAAGAUGAUUUGCAUGCAAUCCUCUUGUUUAAAAUAAUCUUCAUGGUUCCAUCAUUUUUAAAAAGUUUAUCUUGUUGGUGAAGCUAACAGUAGCACUGUAGCUGGGAGAAGGAUGUUUCUGGACAGCAGUGUCUUUGCUUGUAAAUCAUCCUUUAUGGCUGGACCUCAAGCUGAAUGUUUGUGCUUGUAUUACUUGGAGAGGAAUAUCUGGUAGGUUUUAGUCAACACUUCAGUGUCAUUUUUCUUUAAAGAA